This is a messenger RNA of Solanum lycopersicum (tomato), 2486 nucleotides long. RefSeq lists its product as uncharacterized. The record is from RefSeq and is a predicted model, not a curated record. Gene Ontology annotation, molecular function: phosphoprotein phosphatase activity. Lineage: Eukaryota; Viridiplantae; Streptophyta; Magnoliopsida; Solanales; Solanaceae.
ACUAUAUGGGCCGUGUGGUGGUUUAUAGGUUUCCUGAUAGGUCUGAAUUAGGUUAAUUUGAGGAUUAUUUAGGAUUCCAUGAGCUGGGGAGGAGAAAUCAGAGUAAAUAAGUGUUCUUUCCACUGAUGUGAUUUAACUUUACAAGGUUCUGAUGAAAAAACAGUCUUUAUGGGUUGAUAAGGUGGGCAGAACUAGCAUCUUAUCUUUAUUUUUCAUGGGAAAAAGCUUUUAUUUUUUUUUAAUGUUUAGGGAAAUUAAGCUUCUAAUUUGGCAGAUAAUAAUAAAGGAUGAAGUUUGUGGAGUAGAUAGUGAUAUAGGAAAUGGAGUAAAAAAACAUGACUUGAGAAUUGUGUGAAACAAGUAACCUAUCCAGUCAAGGCAUUAUUGAUUGAUUGAGACAAAAGGAUUCCCUCAAAACAACUCAACUCCAACAAGCCUCUGUGGAAGAAGGUUUAUGUCUGUUUGGUGGUGUGAAUUGGGUGGUUUUGUUGUCAGGUUCAGUUUUGAUGGAUUAGUGUGGAGCAAAUUAAAAGAGUUAGUAAACAACAUUGGUCUUAUCAUCCAUCUUUACAAAAGACUGAUUUGAAGUCUCUUGUGGCUGAUACUAUAUCUGCUUGAAGGGGUUUUGAAUCCCUACUGAUGCUUUCAGAUCAAGAUUGUGCUACACAUUCCAAGUACGAAUCAAAUGCCAUCUCUAAGAAUGAAGACAAAGCUAGCCACAUCCAGUUCGAAAGAAAAAAAUGGUCUCCAUGUCUGUCCAAAUUCUAGUGUCAUAUCCAAGAGUUCUCUCUCUCGAACCAGAAGUGUGCAGAAUGCAGACGAAGUUGCAGAUCUGAUUCACAAUACUCAUGAUGUUCCUAGCUACUACAAAGUUCAUCCACACCAAGUCGGAAGAAAUGGUGAUCAUGCUAAUGAUUUGGUAGAUGACCUUCUUGAAAAGCAACAGCCACCUGUUACUGAUUCUGCAAACCUUGAUACCACGGUUUUGGAAUCGGUGCAGGAGUCUACAGUAGUGAUCUGCAAACCAAGUUCAGAGACAAUCUUUUCACCUAGUGUGGAGCCUGUUAGUGGUGCGCACAGUGAGUCUGAUAUACCAAGUGAUGGAGCAAACAAUGAUUUUUAUGUACCCCAAUUGGAGACUGAAGAUAGUGAUAGCAGCAGAAGUUCGUGUGAACAUCAGACGUGCAAUGUUUCAGAUUUCUACAUCUCUGAUAUGAUUGUUUCUUGUUUGGCUGUUGAGGGUGAAACCAUCUAUGAUAACAGUUUGACUGACAGGUUCUUGGCUGAUUACAAGUGUGAAGAACCAAAUAUUUUUAAUAAUGUUGAUGAGGAAUACUUGCUGUUGCCUUUCCUUGAAGACACUGCAGCAGCUAGCUAUAGUCAAGUGUGCAGAACGUCUAGUGAAGAAACUGCUGUUCAGUCUGAUGAUUCGAGCUUAUACAUGGCAAUUCACCAGCUUAGAUCAUCUGAACAAUCUGAUGCUUUCACAUAUUUAGAAUCUGAUCAAGCAGAAUGCUUUGACCCACAUAUAUUCAUAAGAAAUUUGCCAGACAUAUUAGAGAGGCCAAGUAUUUUGCCAAACGAAUCAGAAACAUGCAAACCGAUCACCCUAGUACUUGACCUAGAUGAAACACUUGUUCAUUCUACACUGGAGCACUGUGACGAUGCAGACUUCACAUUUCCUGUUUUCUUCAGCAUGAAAGAACACAUUGUCUAUGUGAAACAGCGGCCUCACCUCCAGACAUUCUUGGAGAGAGUUGCAGAGAUGUUUGACAUUGUAAUUUUUACUGCUAGUCAGAGCAUAUAUGCGAAGCAAUUGUUGGAUAUUCUGGAUCCAGAUGGAAAGAUUAUCUCAAGGCGAGCAUAUCGUGAAUCAUGCAUCUUCUCUGAUGGAAGUUAUACAAAGGAUUUAACGGUAUUAGGUGUUGAUCUGGCAAAAGUUGUCAUUGUAGAUAAUUCCCCACAGGUUUUCAGAUUGCAAGUGAAUAAUGGGAUUCCUAUUAAGAGUUGGUUUGAUGAUCCUUCAGACUCUGCACUAAUUUCUUUACUUCCAUUCCUAGAGACACUGGCUGAUGCUGAUGAUGUCCGACCUAUUAUUGCUAAGAAAUUCGGUAACAAGGAAUAAGAGGCCCUUGUUUCUUCCUAGUAGUUCCUCUAACACCUCCUCUCUUCUCAUUUAAACAAAUUUAUCCUUCAUUUACAUGCUCAUUGUUCUAUCCUCAUUGAGCCUUGAUAUAAUUGGGGUGUGCAAUAAAAAUACUAGUCCUUUUCUGGUUGAGUCAGUUUUUUUGUGCGCAGUCCUUUUCUUGUUUCCACCCUGUUGACAACUUUCUUCAGUCCAUUGCUUACUAAUUUGUUUCAAAUAUAGUUGCAAGAAGUUCUCCUUGUGUGCACUGUACAGUUAUAUUUGCCUAGUUAUUUACAAGCUUGUGUAUAUGGAUUGAUCUAUUGUGAAAUAAAUCGUGAUUUCGUGUUUCGUUAUCGUA